Messenger RNA from Phasianus colchicus (ring-necked pheasant), 465 nucleotides. The record is from RefSeq and is a predicted model, not a curated record. NCBI's taxonomy places the organism in Eukaryota, Metazoa, Chordata, Aves, Galliformes, Phasianidae.
ACCCCGCGCGACGGCGCCAUGCUCCGCGCAUUGGUGGAGGGCGGCGCGGAGGGGCUGCUGUGGGUGGAGGACACCGCCACGUGUGAAGGCCGCAGCCUCCUCUGGGCUUUUGUCACUGCUGCUGUGAAAAGGGCUGAGCCGGUCGACGUCGUUCUCCUCGAGGUGUCCCAGGAGCAGUUUGGGGUUGGACUGAGCCCGGAGGUGAAGAAGCAGCUCCGUUUCCAUGACGACAGCUCCGACCCCCGGGGGUGGUUGGGGGGCAGUAGGGGUCGGGCAGCGCUUUGGGGCGGGGGCUGCGAUGGGGCCGGGCCCAACUCGAUGGUGGUGGUGGAUUCCUUGAGCGCCGCCUUGAUGCGAGAGCGCCCCCUUGUGGCCGGGAGGAGAUUGAGGGCCGCCUUAGGGGCGGGGCGAGGUGAGGGGGCGUGGCUAAGGGCGGGAGGGGGGCGUGGGGGUUGGGCAUUUUAG